UCUGAUGAUUGGGAAGAAAAAGGCGCUGCCCAACUUAUUAAAACAAUUAAGAGCUCCGAUGGGAAAAGCAUAACAAGAAUCAUUAGAAGAUCUGUCAAAGACUUUGAAUUUGGUAAAACCUUAGGUGAGGGUUCCUAUUCAACUGUUAAGUUAUCUUUGGACAAAAAUACCUCCAAAUACUAUGCUAUCAAAAUCUUGGAUAAACGUCACAUCAUUAAAGAAAAAAAGGUCAAGUAUGUUACUAUCGAAAAGGAUGCCCUAAACAGGUUGUCUUCAAUUAAAUCUCAAAAUGCCUAUCCAAAUGGAAUUGUUAAAUUAUAUUUUACUUUUCAAGACGAAAACUGCUUAUAUUUUGUUCUCGAUUAUGCUUCAAAUGGUGAACUACUAUCUUUAAUUAAAAAAUACGGCUCGUUAAAUGAAAACUCAACAAGAUAUUUUGCUGCUCAAAUCAUUGACGCUUUGGAAUUCAUGCACAAUAAUGGCGUAAUCCACAGAGAUUUAAAACCAGAAAAUAUUCUAUUAGAUUCCUAUAAUCGAGUCGAAAUAACUGAUUUUGGAACUGCAAAAUUACUCCUAAAAGACCCUACAACAGACCUCUAUCCCAAAGAUACAAAAGCUUAUUCUUUUGUUGGAACCGCUGAAUAUGUUUCUCCAGAAUUAUUAAAUGACAAAUAUUCAGGAAAACCAAGUGAUAUUUGGUCCUUUGGUUGCAUUCUUUAUCAAUUAAUCGCAGGAAAACCCCCUUUUAAAGCUACAAAUGAAUACCUAACUUUUCAACAGGUUAUGAAAAUA
Ascoidea rubescens DSM 1968 is the source of this 792-nucleotide messenger RNA. RefSeq names its product PDPK1 family serine/threonine-protein kinase. The annotation marks the transcript as partial. The transcript has a single exon. Gene Ontology annotation, biological process: peptidyl-serine phosphorylation; intracellular signal transduction. Gene Ontology annotation, molecular function: ATP binding; protein serine/threonine kinase activity. NCBI's taxonomy places the organism in Eukaryota, Fungi, Ascomycota, Saccharomycetes, Ascoideales, Ascoideaceae. The record is from RefSeq and is a predicted model, not a curated record.